AUGGGUAUAUCCGACCUAGUUGAGAAAGAGUGUCAUACGACGAUGCUCCACAAUGAUAUGGACAUUUCUAGACUUAUGGUGUAUGCUCAAUCUAUUGAGAAGUCCAAACUUAAGAGAAAGGGUAGGGAGUUGAAAAUGGGUAGUUUCGAUGAGCAAGGUCAACCUAGGUUAAAGAAGAGAUAUCCUAACCAAGAUUCUUCUAGUGCUCCUAAGGCUAAUGAGGAGAAACACGGUGGAAUUCAAUCUUCUAAGCUUCUUUGUACCACUUGUGGGAAGAGGCAUAAUGGAAAGUGCUUAGUCGGUACUAGUGGGUGCUAUGGUUGUGGAAAUCCUGAUCAUCAAGUGAGGAAUUGUUCUACUUUUACGGCUAGAGGAAGGGAGGCCAAACAAGCUUCUUAUGUUGGCCUGAAUCCUAAUGCUCCAAAGAAGAACCGUUUCUAUGCUCUUAAAGCUAACAAGGACAAAGGAGCUAAUCCGGAUGAAGGCACCAGUAAGUUAUAG
Solanum verrucosum is the source of this 501-nucleotide messenger RNA. RefSeq lists its product as uncharacterized. The coding region runs from base 1 to 501 and encodes 166 amino acids. The transcript has a single exon. Gene Ontology annotation, molecular function: zinc ion binding; nucleic acid binding. Lineage: Eukaryota; Viridiplantae; Streptophyta; Magnoliopsida; Solanales; Solanaceae. The record is from RefSeq and is a predicted model, not a curated record.